AUGUCUAAGAGAGGUCGUGGUGGUAACGCCGGCAACAAGCUGAAGAUGUCGCUCGGUCUGCCUGUCGGCGCCGUCCUCAACUGCUGCGACAACUCCGGUGCCCGUAACCUCUACAUCAUUGCUGUCACUGGUACUGGCGCCCGCCUCAACCGUCUCCCCGCCGCGGGUGUCGGUGACAUGGUCAUGGCCACCGUCAAGAAGGGUAAGCCCGAGCUCCGGAAGAAGGUCAUGCCCGCCGUCGUCGUCCGUCAGAGCAAGCCCUGGAGACGUCCCGAUGGUAUCUACCUCUACUUCGAGGACAACGCUGGUGUGAUCGUCAACGCCAAGGGUGAGAUGAAGGGAUCCGCCAUCACCGGUCCCGUCGGUAAGGAGGCUGCUGAGCUCUGGCCUCGUAUUGCCUCCAACUCCGGUGUUGUCAUGUAA
Molecule: messenger RNA, 423 nt
Organism: Aspergillus terreus NIH2624
Lineage: Eukaryota; Fungi; Ascomycota; Eurotiomycetes; Eurotiales; Aspergillaceae
Product: 60S ribosomal protein uL14
Exons: 5
Coding region: 1-423 (140 amino acids)
Biological process (GO): translation
Cellular component (GO): ribosome; cytosolic large ribosomal subunit
Molecular function (GO): large ribosomal subunit rRNA binding; structural constituent of ribosome
Source: RefSeq, a predicted model, not a curated record